AGUUUAUAGGUUCUGAAAUAUGAUUACCGAUAGGCUGAACGGUACUAACAAUAUUUAGCAAUGUUUGAUUCGUUUUAGUAUUAUGAUUUUUACCAAAAUGUUCUCUAAUUUAUUAGGAGAGUGUAUAUCAUUAUUCAAAUAUUUUCAGUGGUGCUCUUAGAAUGGAUAUUAGAUGUAGAAUUUGAAGUUUAUAUGAUCUUCUUCAAGGAAAUCGUCCGCCCGUGUUUAGUUUAACCAAACAUGGCUGACUUUUUAUGGAGAAGACGGUAGGAAUUUCGUACAAAUGAAACUCACAGGCUUUAGGAAAGGAUUUACCUUUUCAAGUCACUGACAGUAGCCCUUCUGCUCAUAAAGGGCACUUACAUUGUCAAGAUUUGCUUAAAGUCAGAUAUUGAAGAUGUCAGGAACAAGUCGAAGAAGGGACCAGCGAGAUGCGGAGAGUCCGACGGCUCCAGACUCCACAACAAGGGAUCGGGUGUUUUGUUGUGGAGAUGAGGUACUUGUUCAGAGGAAGGAUGGCAACUUUUACUUGGGCACAGUUGUUGAGGUGAAUCUUGUACAAGAAAAGUGUUUGGUGAAAUUCGAUGACAAUACUGACCAUUGGUCUGCUUUCAAGCACCUAGCAAAGCUCAAUAAGGUGGACAAUGUGAUGUGUGUAAUAUGUAAGAAGUCACAGACCAAGAAAGACAAUGAAGUUGUGGUCUGCGACCGGUGUUCCAGAGGUUAUCACCAACUCUGCCAUCAGCCUAUAAUAGAAGUAGGAGUCGACUGUUGGGAGUGCCAAAGAUGCCAAACAACACCACCAAAGCCAUUACGUGCCAUGAGGAAACAAGCGCCUGCCCCUCCUCCUCCCCUCUCAGUGGUUCCUCAAGAACAAACAAAAAAUAAGCUGCCUUAUGAUAUGGACAACUUGGUGUGGGAUACGCACCAUAGAGUGAACAGUGACAACAAGUAUUGUUACUGCGGCCUUCCUGGGGAUUGGUACAUGAAAAUGCUGCAGUGUGGCCGGUGUAAGCAGUGGUUCCACGAGCAUUGUAUCCGAUGUCUGCAUUACCCUUUAUAUCUGGGUGAUCCAUUUUAUGUUUUUGUUUGUAAUUUGUGCAAUAAUGGAAAAGAAUUUAUUCGACGAUUGGAAAUGAAGUGGGUUGAUCUGAUGCAUUUAGUAUUAUUUAAUCUAACUGUUUACAAAGCAAAGAAAUUUCAUGAGAUAGAUGCAGAUAUUUUACAGUAUGUAAAUAACAACUGGAAUACCUUACAACUGCCACCAAAGGUAUGUUUUUAUCUUUAAGUUCAAGUUAAUUUAUUUUCUAAUUAAAUGC
This is a messenger RNA of Homalodisca vitripennis (glassy-winged sharpshooter), 1319 nucleotides long. RefSeq names its product metal-response element-binding transcription factor 2 (gene Pcl). Gene Ontology annotation, molecular function: chromatin binding; DNA binding. Gene Ontology annotation, biological process: regulation of DNA-templated transcription; chromatin organization. The record is from RefSeq and is a predicted model, not a curated record. The transcript is spliced from 7 exons. Gene Ontology annotation, cellular component: nucleus. The coding region runs from base 398 to 1288 and encodes 296 amino acids. NCBI's taxonomy places the organism in Eukaryota, Metazoa, Arthropoda, Insecta, Hemiptera, Cicadellidae.